Messenger RNA from [Candida] anglica, 1242 nucleotides. The record is from the annotation of a GenBank genome assembly. NCBI's taxonomy places the organism in Eukaryota, Fungi, Ascomycota, Pichiomycetes, Serinales, Debaryomycetaceae.
AUGACGUCAACGACUCCCACCGAAAAUAAGGCUACGUAUCCGAAAAGAACUUUAGAUUUAGUAGCAUUCAACUCUCAGUUGGAAGUGAUAGAAACUGCCAUUUCCAACAAUUCAAAGGCUCGGUUACAUUCAGCCCAGUACAACAAUGUCAACCAUUCUCGGUAUGGUGGACAACAUGGUCUGGGAUCUCAAAACCAGAGUCAACAGAGUAAAUAUGCGUUGGCUACCGUGGCUGCUGCUGCUGCAGUUCAGCAACAGCAACAACAACAUCAACAAAAGUACUACCAACAACAUCAAUCUCACCAUCCACCUCACCAGCUUCAACAACAGUAUCUGCUGUACAAACCGUACGGUGAUUACUACAAGUAUAAUGAGAAUUACAAGUACUCUUCAUACGAUGAGUAUCUGACCCCUUUAACCGGUGGUUCAAGUUCUAACUAUCACAAUGGUAAGCAAUUACCUCAUCAACUGAAUCAGAAUCUGCAACAUCAAUACCAAAAUCUGCACUUACAAUCGCAACUGCAACAACUGCAACAACUGCAACAUCAUCAUCAUCAUCAACAUCAACAACAAUUGCAACCACAGCUGCAAUCUUUUGAUGUCCAUAAUUUAUCUUCUACUUCAUCAUUGUUGUCUGAUUCAAACGGACAAGGAAACCAAGUUGGUCAAGCUUUUGAUUAUAAAAAUGUUUUCACUUUAAUGAACAAUAGUAACCAUUCUAUUUCAUCUCCUACGUUCCCACCGUUCAACCAACCACAACAGCAAUCCCAACAAAAGGAAUUCCUGCAAUUUUCUGGUAAGGCUACCUCUGGUUCAUUUUUCGAAGAAAAGGCUACUUCUCCAACUUCUAUUCAAUCACAAAGUACUACCCUUUCUAUGCCAAAGAAUAAUGUUGCCAACAAUUCUCCUUCAAGUUUGUUACUUUCAACGACAAUUUCAGGUUCUGUGUCGCAAAGUAACAUUGCACCACCUUCUACCGCCUCGUCAACUAGCACUACUGGGUUCCUCAACUCGUCACCUGCGUUACUUCCAACGACAACUGGUGGCGACUCGAUGUCGAACAAUUGGUCAGUUUUCAAUACGGCUCAGUCUGGACCUACAUUGAUGCAUUCAUCCAUUUGGGGGACUGGAUCAUCUUACUCUAACAAUUCGACCAUUGGUGGUUCUACGAAUUUAGGCUCUAAUAACUCGGGCAAGAGUACUUCUGUUUCUGGGAACUUUGGAAACUCUAGCAUGUGGUAG